Molecule: messenger RNA, 3642 nt
Organism: Electrophorus electricus (electric eel)
Lineage: Eukaryota; Metazoa; Chordata; Actinopteri; Gymnotiformes; Gymnotidae
Gene: lrrc4.1
Product: leucine rich repeat containing 4.1
Biological process (GO): synaptic membrane adhesion; postsynaptic density protein 95 clustering; modulation of chemical synaptic transmission
Cellular component (GO): plasma membrane; glutamatergic synapse; postsynaptic density membrane
Molecular function (GO): protein binding
Source: RefSeq, a predicted model, not a curated record
CCGGCUGAGGGGAGGAGAGAGGACCCGGCGACCGCAGUGUGGGUCACGCAGCCUUUCUGAGUGGACGCGUCUCGGAGGGAGCGAGAACAGCGACGGGAAAACAGCAUGUGUGGGCGUCCUACUAUGGAGACUCGGGAAAGGUACUUGGCGCCAGCGUCGAGAAGCGCUUCCCAAGGACGUUUACCCGCGCACCAGGCAAAGGGGACGUGUCUCCGCGGGCGAAACUGGAAUGCUAUCCUUCCGUAAAGCUCGGGCCUCCGGCUCCGUCGGUUUUCCCUCGGAUGCGCCUUUGUGGAUUUACUAGGGGUCGUUUUGUCAUUCCUCGUUCCUCUCUUGCGCUCUCUAACUUAAAAAAAGAAAAAGAAAAAAGGAAGGCUUUGCUUCUCCUUUGGAUAUAUGAACCGCUAAAAAUUAAAGCCGCAUCUGUGUUGAGGUUGGAAAAACAAACAAAAAAAAACCGGACCUAUAAACCACUGAGGUAGGUGUCUGGCCUUGCCAACGCUUUUUCUACAUAAAGUCUGCCCGUUCCUUCCAUUUCAUACUACUUGCCCUUUGUUUUGUUUUUUUUUUUAAACCCCCCCCCCCCUUCUCCUUCGCGCUCACGCUGGUCACUGAAAAUACACCACCCCUCCAGCCAAGUAAAUGGAAAAGCAAGACAGUGUGUUGCUUAACCCAGGGUAGGGCCAGCUCUGCUUUAGCCCAAUACGGACCUCUCCCCCUCCCCCCACUUUUCACUGCUCCCCGCUUCUACUCCCCGAUAGCCGCCGUCACCCCGCGCCCCUCUCCACACCCCCUCCCCCCGGACGAUGCUGAAUUAUGAACGUGCCACACCAUGAGUCUGCUGGGGCGGGUAGCUGUGCGCCGAGCCCUGCUCUGUGUCGUCUUCCUCGCGGUGCGAGCGAGCACGGCCGCGGCGGCGCCGGGAGGCGCGGCGGGGGUCCAGGGCUGCCCGCCCGUCUGUUCCUGCAGUAGCCAGCUCAGCAAGGUGGUGUGCACCCGCCGCGGCCUGACCCGCGUGCCGCCGGGCAUCCCCGCCAACGCCCGGCACCUCAACCUGAUGGAGAACGCCAUCGAGGCGGUGCAGGCCGACUCCUUCCGCCACCUCCACCACCUGGAGGUGCUGCAGCUGGGCCGCAACGCGAUCCGGCAGAUCGAGGUUGGCGCGUUCAACGGCCUCAGCGGCCUCAGCACCCUGGAGCUCUUCGACAACCGCCUCACGGUGGUGCCCAGCGGCGCCUUCGAGUACCUGUCCAAGUUGCGGGAGCUGUGGCUCAGGAACAACCCCGUCGAGAGCAUCCCGUCGUACGCCUUCAACCGCGUACCCUCGCUCAUGCGGCUGGACCUGGGCGAGCUGCGCAAGCUCGAGUAUAUCUCCGAGGGGGCCUUCGAGGGUCUGGUCAACCUCAAGUACCUUAACCUGGGCAUGUGCAACAUCCGAGGCGAGAUACCCAACCUGAGCCCGCUGGUGGCGCUGGAGGAGCUGGAGAUCUCGGAGAACUUCUUCCCAGAGAUCACGCCAAGCUCCUUCAGGGGACUGGCGUCGCUCAGGAAGCUGUGGGUCAUGAACUCGAAUGUGGCGCUCAUCGAGCGCAACGCGUUCGACGGCCUGGCCUCGCUGGCGGAGCUGAACCUGGCCCACAACAACCUGAGCUCCCUGCCCCACGACCUCUUUGCCCCGCUGAGGCACCUGGUGGAGAUACACCUCCACCACAACCCCUGGAACUGCGGCUGCGACUUGCUGUGGCUGGCGGGGUGGCUGCGUGCCUACAUCCCCACCAACUCCACCUGCUGCGGCAGGUGCCACUCGCCGGCGCACAUGCGAGGCCGGCAGAUAGCGGAGGCCGAUCGGGGUGAGGCGGGGGCGAUGCAGUGCUCCGCGCCCUUCAUCGCCGAUGCCCCGAGGGACUUGAACAUCUCCGCCGGGCGCGUGGCCGAGCUGCGGUGUCGGACGGCGGCCAUGUCGUCGGUGCGGUGGCUCCUGCCGGACGGCGCCGUGCUCACGCACGCGUCCGCCCGCCCUCGGGUGACCGUGCUCAACGAUGGGACUCUCAACUUCUCCGCCGUGCAGCCGGGAGACACGGGCAUGUUCACCUGCAUGGUGUCCAACGCGGCCGGGCGCUCCAAUGCCUCCGCCUACCUGAACGUGAGUGCGGCGGAGCUGAACACAUCCAACCUCAGCUACUUCACCACCGUCACGGUGGAGGUGACGAGCACCGUGUCCGAGGCGCCCAAGUCCAAGGCGGUGGCGGCAACGGACGCGGCGGGCGUGGGCGCCUCCACUACCACGGCCUCGCCCUCCGCCUUCCAGCCAGUCUUCAUCUCCACGCCCACGGUCCUCCUCCAGAGCACCAACGCGCCGCCCGGAUGGCCUUCGGCCGCGCCGGCCUCGAAGAAGACGACGGGCAAGCCGCCCAACCCCGCCGGCACCAGCCUAGACGAGGUGAUGAAGACCACCAAGAUCAUCAUCGGCUGUUUCGUGGCAGUGACGUUGCUGGCGGCGAUCAUGUUAAUCGUCUUCUACAAACUGCGGAAGCGGCAUCAACAGAGGAGCACGGUGGCCGCGGCCAGGACUGUGGAGAUUAUCCACGUGGACGAGGAAGACCUCCCGCCGCCUGCGUCUGCUGCCAGUAUACCGGGAGAAGGGCCACUGACCUUACCUGAGAUAAGGGACCACAACAACAUUCACAAAUUGGACUACAUUACCCACAAGUCAGACCACGGCUUCCACAAGCCUAAAACGGACUACAGCACUUGCAAACUCAAGUCAGAUUACAGCGUCCACAGACCCAAACCCGACUUCAGCACCUACAAACCCAAAUCAGAGUACAGCAUCCAGAUCCCCAAGAUGGACAACUACGCCACACACAAGCCCAAAUCGGAUUAUAACACGUAUAAAGCAUCCAUGGACUACAGCCCUCACACAUCGCCGUCAGACUACACUCACAGAUCAUUGCCCGAUUAUCACGUACACAAAAAACCCGACCAGAGUCCUUACAAGCCUGCGUACGCCACUCACAAGCCUGACUACAAAUCCCAAACUGUCAAACCGGACUUCAGCCCUUUUAAAGCAGAUUACAGCAUUCACCAACCCAAAAUGGACUAUAGUACGCACAAGCCCAAAAACGAUUUCCCUCCCCACAAAGCCGCCACCGACUACGGCCCCUUCAAGAUGGAUUGCGCUCCUUUCAGCACGGACUACGGCGCGUUUAAGGCCGCCUACAGCCCGCUCGGGGCGGAGUACGUCGGCCACAAAGCGGACCACAAGCCCAAAAUGGAUUACAGCCCCUGCAAAGAGGACUACAGCCCUCAUAAACUUGACUACAGCACUCUGAAGACCAAGUACAACACCUAUAAGCCAGGAGGACACGCAGCUAAAUGGACGGAGCCCAGCGGCGUGGGGAACUCCCUCCCCCGGACCUUGCCCAGUGCCGUUAGCCCCAUUCCUGAGCCCUUCAUCAUAAAGACACACACAAAAGAGAAAGUACAAGAGACUCAAAUCUAGCCCUCCACGAGCCCUUGCCCACGGGGUCGCACUGGCCAAGCUUGCUAGCCCCUACCCACAACCCCACCAGUGGCCCUCCCUGAUAAAAACAUGCAAUAGGAUGCACCGAGAUGGAUAAUAAAAAAAACAUUUAAAAAAAA